This is a messenger RNA of Cryptococcus amylolentus CBS 6039, 2243 nucleotides long. RefSeq lists its product as hypothetical. Gene Ontology annotation, biological process: regulation of cyclin-dependent protein serine/threonine kinase activity; G2/M transition of mitotic cell cycle. Lineage: Eukaryota; Fungi; Basidiomycota; Tremellomycetes; Tremellales; Cryptococcaceae. The transcript has 6 exons. Bases 418 to 1845 code for a protein of 475 amino acids. Gene Ontology annotation, molecular function: cyclin-dependent protein serine/threonine kinase regulator activity. Gene Ontology annotation, cellular component: cytoplasm; cyclin-dependent protein kinase holoenzyme complex; nucleus. The record is from RefSeq and is a predicted model, not a curated record.
CAACUCCCUCUCUCCUUCGCAUCUCAUCCUUCCUCCUUCCCAUCUCCCCGCCUCCACCGCACCGCCACCCACCCCCCCAUUCACUCUUUACAGCGACCACGGCGAUUACGGCAGAUCCACCCGCACAUACCCCACCCCGCCCCCACACAUCCACCAAACAUACCCCUCUCCACCUGCUAGACCUAUACCCCCUCGCUUCUCCAGUCUAGAUAGCCCCCAUCCGCAUACAGAGUACGGCCAGUUCACACCCCCAAGCGCUCCACUCCCCGUACCUCCACCGGUGCCAAACUUUGCUUGGUGAAAACACUCCACCAACACACAGCACAUCCUCCCUUCCGGUUUCAUCCAACUUGUCAGACAUCCGUCUAGCACCGCAACUCUCCUGCCAUCCUUCAGCCACCGUUUCACAUACCCAUCAUGGCCUCCCGAAACCCUGCCACCCGCCGUCCCGCUACUCGUUCUCGCAACGACGAGAACGCCGCUCCCCAACCGUCCAUCCGCAACAAGCCUUCCCUGUCCCACCUGGGUCCUGCCCAAAAGACCGCUGUCUCGAAUGCUUCCGCUGCCGUUGCCGGCAAGAAGCCUGUCGCGGCCAAGGUCGGUGCGAAGAGAACAGCGCUCGGUGGUGUGGUGGUCAAUGCAAAGGAAGACGGUGUCGAUGGAAAGAAGCCUCUGAAAGCCACCGCUGGCAAGACUGUUGCCGAGGUCCGUCAACCGCUUGCCUCCCGCAACAACGAUGCGCAACCCACACGCCCCAUCGCGGCCAUCCCUUCUCGGUCAAAGACCUCUGCCCCCAUCUACUCUUCGCUCGACAGCAAACUCUCCCUUGAGGACGACUUCCAGAUGGAGGUUGACUCUCGGCGACAGCAGACGCUCUCUGUCCCUCAAGGCAUCGACACUGUCGAGGAAGAGUACCUGGACGAAGACUCUGAGGAGGACGACAUGGAGGAAGAGGACGAGGAGGACUGGCUAAGGAUGCCCGAAGAGGACGCGAUCAGAGCGCAAGAACAGCUCGAUGUCGUUCAAGCAACAUUCAAGGACGAGGUCGACCUUUUCGACACCACCAUGGUUGCAGAGUAUGCCGAUGAGAUCUUUGGCCACAUGGAGAUGCUUGAAGAGUCUGUCAUGCCUAACCCGAGGUACAUGGACUUCCAGACCGAGAUUGAAUGGACCAUGAGGACGACACUCAUCGACUGGCUUCUUCAGGUCCACCUCCGUUACCACAUGCUUCCCGAGACCCUCUGGAUCGCCGUCAACAUCGUUGACCGUUUCCUUUCCGUUCGAGUGGUGUCUCUCGUCAAGCUCCAACUUGUCGGUGUUACCGCCAUGUUUAUCGCUGCCAAGUACGAAGAGAUUCUCGCACCUUCAGUAGACGAGUUUGUCUACAUGACCGAGAACGGUUACACCAAGGACGAAAUUCUCAAGGGCGAGCGUAUCAUCCUCCAGACUCUCGACUUUGCCAUUUCAUCCUACUGUUCGCCCUACUCUUGGGUCCGACGUAUUUCCAAGGCCGAUGACUAUGACGUGCAAACCCGAACACUAAGCAAAUUCCUUAUGGAGGUCACCUUGUUGGACCACAGGUUCCUCAGGUGCAAGCCUAGUAUGAUUGCUGCUAUCGGGAUGUACUUGUCGAGGAAGAUGCUCGGUGGUGACUGGAACGAUGCCUUUGUCUUCUACUCGAACUUUACCGAGUCUCAACUCAUCACCGGUGCUUCCUUACUAUGCGAGCGCCUCGUCGAGCCCGACUUUGAGUCUGUCUACGUCUACAAGAAGUACGCCAACAAGAAGUUCCUGCGAGCUUCAACCUUUGCCCGUGACUGGGCUUUGAACAACACCUCUCAAUGAGCUUUCUAAGACUGUUGGCUGCUUACCAUCCGUAUACACGAGAUUCAAAUUCGUCCCGCCCUCCUCCAAUCAUUCUUCGCCGUGCUUGAGUCUUGAGGUCUUUCUCAUCCAUACCCCUUACCCCUCACCUCUAUACAGUUCUUGCACGCUAUCCGCAUAGUUGUUUGCCCUUCUUCGGUCACAUCUACUCAACCCCUCACAUUCAUCAAUAUAUAUACCCCACUAGUCGAGUAAGAAGUGAUAACGUCCAUGUGAUAUAAUCUGUUGCGUUUCACGUGAGACUUUCUUCCUUUGGCUCAAUUACGGACAUUCAUGGACUAUUACCCUAUCCCCUCCCUCAUAUCAAGUAGUCUGUGCAACUACCGUAAAUCAUAUAUGCCAAGUCGUUUGUAUGUUGA